UUGUUUCACCGGUCCCCCCAAAAAGAGGGACAGCUUACAACAUGGAUUUCGUACCCAAUUAAAAAAAAAUCUCAAUAACAAAGUUCAUAGCCCGCUUGAGAAAAUUAUGGGAAGAUAUCCCCGUAAAAAUCUUCAGUGCUCGAACUUGACACUUUAUCUCAUAUUGGCAGUAAAUGUAAGUAUUUUCACAGAUGGGCAGGAUCCAGAAACUAGAUUGGAUGUUUUCAUACUGUCAGGUCAAAGCAAUAUGUCAGGCAGAGGAGGAGUUGAGGGUACCAAAUGGGAUGGAUUUGUCCCUCAUCAAUGCAAACCACACCCUUCAAUCCUCAGAUUCACUGCAGAGGAGAAAUGGGUUGAAGCUCAAGAGCCCCUGCAUAAAGACAUUGAUACAAAAAAAGUGUGUGGAGUGGGUCCUGGCAUGGCUUUUGCAAACAGAUUGUUGAAGCAACAUAAGGAAUGUGGAGAUCAGAGCUAUCAUGUUGGUCUAGUUCCCUGUGCCAUUGGUGGGACUGCUAUCAAAGAAUGGGAGAAGGGGAGCUUCCUUUACACAAACAUGAUUAACAGAACAAAGGUAGCUCUUGGAUACAACACUGGAAGCUCUAAUGCUUUAAGGGCUCUUUUAUGGUAUCAGGGUGAAAGUGAUGCCAACUCUGAGGAAAUUGCUGAUAGUUAUAGACAAAAUCUUGAGAGACUUAUAUAUGAUAUCCGUUCUGAUUUGCAACAACCUGAUCUACUUUUCAUUCAGGUUGCUAUAACCAUGGGUGACCCUCCAUAUAGUGAACCUGUGCAGAAGAUUAGGAAAGCACAGUUGGGUGUGAGCAUUCACAAUGUCUACUGUGUUGAUGCCAAUGGCCUUGUGCUUGAGGAAGACAAGCUUCACCUAACAACAAAGUCUCAGGUCCAGUAUCCCAUAAUUCAAGAAGAGCAGGCCUAUAUUGGUGUAACAUGUGAUGCAGAAACUUUGGGUCGAUUUCAGUGAUUGGUUUCAUGUUCAAGUUUUUGGAAGCCGACAUGAAAAUGAUUCAUUUUGUAGAUGUGGAUAUAAAGACCAAUUCAUUUGAGAAUUUUUUUGGACGAGAUGAGUGUGAGGAGUCUGUAUGAGUGAAUCUGUGAAGAUUGGUAAAUGUGAGUGAAGAUUUUGGUGCUCUCGUAUAUGACAGAGCAGGCAAACAGAGUAGAUAAGUUGAAUAGUUGCAGAAGUCAAUCUGAGCCUAACCAGAAGUGGCAUGUGGUUUUAGCAAAUGUUAUUCUUCAGUUCAUUUAUUAUUGUAAUCAGUUGUAAUAAUUUGUAAGGUAGUGAGCCUUCCUCUGGGUUGUAUCCCUUUUGUAUUUGAGCAAUGAGCACUAGGCAGUGUGCCUG
Molecule: messenger RNA, 1360 nt
Organism: Cryptomeria japonica (Japanese cedar)
Lineage: Eukaryota; Viridiplantae; Streptophyta; Pinopsida; Cupressales; Cupressaceae
Product: probable carbohydrate esterase At4g34215
Exons: 5
Coding region: 107-979 (290 amino acids)
Source: RefSeq, a predicted model, not a curated record